AUGACCCAGGCAUGUGAUAGUCAAAUCCAAUCAGCAGAGAGUAACGACUCACCAGACGCCGGUUCAAACCAACAAUCUAGCGAUGCUGGAAGUCAGCCAGUAGAGAAUAACGGAUCACCAGAUACCGGUUUGCAGGGUAACACCAGUGAUGUGUUGACUCCUUCGCCUCCAAAGUCAAAACCAAUGGCUCCUCAUGCCGCUACUCCUCGUCUUGGUUAA
Molecule: messenger RNA, 219 nt
Organism: Rodentolepis nana
Lineage: Eukaryota; Metazoa; Platyhelminthes; Cestoda; Cyclophyllidea; Hymenolepididae
Source: the annotation of a GenBank genome assembly